Malaclemys terrapin pileata is the source of this 1534-nucleotide messenger RNA. RefSeq lists its product as uncharacterized. Gene Ontology annotation, cellular component: mitochondrion; membrane. The coding region runs from base 636 to 1262 and encodes 208 amino acids. NCBI's taxonomy places the organism in Eukaryota, Metazoa, Chordata, Testudines, Emydidae. The record is from RefSeq and is a predicted model, not a curated record. Gene Ontology annotation, biological process: apoptotic signaling pathway. The transcript has 10 exons.
UCGACCUCCCCGAUACUCCAGCUCGCGCCUGCGGGUGGCUGCAAAGCCUCCUCCUGCGUCUGGGACGUUCUGCAGCUCGGAGGAGCCAGGCUCAAAGCCCAGAGGAGGAUGCUGCCGAAAGGAGCUGGUGGAGGAACUUCUCAAGCUGAACUGCGAGGACGCUGCAUGCUCCUCGGGAACAGAAUGCAGACAAGCUGAAGGAGUUCUGUGGCAAAGUCAAGAUGAGCAGGCAAGUGCCGGGAACUGGCAGGCGACACCACCGCUCCCGGGUGCCGGCGCUCCAGCCCCAGACAGAAGUGGAAUCACCUUCAGGACAGGAGAACGCUCGAGAGGCCGAGUGAGUGGGGCCAUGGUGCUCGCGCCCCAGCUGUAAGAGGAUCCCACAGUGCAUUGGAACCGAAGCCUCAAGUCAUCCCUGAGAGGGUCCAGAACAGGCCUCCCAGGGCAGGAGCUGGAGCAGGGGGGAAGUGGGAGCAGCUGCCUCGGAGUCUCCAGGAGAUGGGGUUUGUCCAGACCAGGAGGAGCACUGGAAGGCAGCCUUGAGAUGGCGAGUGUGAGGCUACAUUAACAACGUGUUAACCCUUGAGGGCUCAGCCGAACUGGCACCUGCUGCUUGGGCCCUGCCUUGGUCUGAGAUGGGAUCGCCUCCAGCUGGAGAUCCUUCCCAGGAGGCAGAGGAGCUGUUUGAGCAGGCGCCAAACCAAGAGGAACAGGCUGAGACGGACACAGAGGAGGAACCAGAAUCAGAACCAAAGCCCAUCCGACAGCCCCAUGCCGCAAUGGGAGAAGGAGCUAGAGUCCAUCUCCACCUUGUGCAUCGUCCACAGACUUGCUUACUGCGGUCCAAACAGUUGCCUCUAGGAAACCGGUUGAAGACGGACGGGCUGCAUACGUGUCACUGGGGGCAGAACGCCACAUGUGGCAGCAGUGGCUGGGCCAACGAUACCCAGGUGACAGACUCAGAGCCACACGCAGCAAACAUGCUUGACAGUCUUGUUACUUUGGCUGGAGCAGGCAUUGCAGCAGGCGUGGCAUGCGUUGGGAUCCCGGUAGCACUCGCGGCAGUCGGCUUUACUGGAGCAGGCAUUGCAGCUGGGACCCUUGCUGCCAAGAUGAUGUCGGCAGCGGCCAUAGCCAAUGGAGGAGGGGUAGCGGCUGGAAGUGCUGUGGCAGUGCUGCAAUCCAUUGGUGCCGCAGGCCUUCCUGCAGCUGCCAAAGCUGUGAUAGUAGGUGUUGGGGCAGCAGUCGGUGCCUUAGUCUGAAAGCUACAACUGCUCCUUUAUGCUCUAGAAGACGCAACGACUCGUCCGCUGGCAGUUUUUCAAUUGCACCAUCAGGCUAAUGCAACAAGUAGCAAGUUAGAGAAAUGGCUUUGUAGUUGAAUGCAAAAACAAGUGGCCUGUAGAAACAGCUCCCGCACGUCUGUUGCUCGUUCUACCUUCUCAACAACAGACGUCAAGUUCUGUUGGGAUUAUGGCUGAAUUAUUGCUGUUGGCUGAAAUGUGACAAAUCAAUAAACUUUUGCAAAUUUAAA